Acanthochromis polyacanthus (spiny chromis) is the source of this 1160-nucleotide messenger RNA. Its product is annotated as dedicator of cytokinesis protein 3-like. The coding region runs from base 754 to 1155 and encodes 133 amino acids. Gene Ontology annotation, cellular component: cytoplasm; plasma membrane. The record is from RefSeq and is a predicted model, not a curated record. The transcript is spliced from 5 exons. Gene Ontology annotation, molecular function: small GTPase binding; guanyl-nucleotide exchange factor activity. NCBI's taxonomy places the organism in Eukaryota, Metazoa, Chordata, Actinopteri, Pomacentridae. Gene Ontology annotation, biological process: small GTPase-mediated signal transduction.
AGUGUCCAGUGGCUGCGCUGCUCCUUUCCCGCCACAGGGCGGCAGCACCGCGUCAUUUCCGUCCAUCAGCUGUUGAUGAUCUGCAGCUGAUCAGAGGAUAUUUCACUUCAGCUGCUUCUUUUCCUCCAAACUCCGCUUUCAUCCGCAGCUUCCGGUCGGUCUCUGUCUCCGCUGCUGGACGUCGGUACCGGACCGGUUCGUCCGUCCGAGCAGCGGCUCUGAUCCGGUUCCUCUGAUGCUGUUGCGUUCUGACGCACCAAGAACCGCCUGAUUCAUUCCGAGGCGACAAGUUCGGUGUCGCAGCCCGAUGACCAGGACCAGGACCAGGACAGGACCCAGGACCAGGACAGGGACCAGAACCAGGACAGGGACCAGAACCAGCAUGUGAGCCGGAGCUGCUCAGACGGAUUAAAUUUGUGUUUUUUUUUAUUUUCAUGCUAGCUGAUUUCUGUCCUCCCUCCUCUGGACCGGACCUGCAGCAGAACCUUAGUGUUCCGGUGGUGUUCUGGUCGGUUCCUGGUCCGGAUCGAACCUCCGUGACGCCGCUGAACGCAGCUCGUCGCCGCUGCGCCAUGCGUCAAACCAAACCGGACCGGAUCCCGGAGCGGAGCGUUUAACGGACACGGACCGGGUUUAGUCCUUCUGGUUCCAGCUGAUUGAAACUUUUCCGGUUCCUCUCUGGUUCCUCCGUGGAUUUUGUCCAUGAAGCGUCUCCGCGGGUGAUUUUUACACUUCCUGUGGAUUUGUUUGACGAUGUGGACACCGACGGAGGACGAGAAGAUCGGAGUCGUGAUCUGCAGCUUCCGAGGCUCGGUGGUUCAUGGUUUGGCUCUGGAGGUCGGAGAGACGGUUCACAUCCUGGAGAAAUGUGAAGGUUGGUACAGAGGAUUCUCCACCAGGAGGCCAAACGUUAAGGGGCUUUUUCCUUCCACCUACGUCCAUCUGAAGAAGGCCGUGGUCACCAACAGAGGGCCUCAUGAGACGGUGGUUCCUCUGGAGGAUCCCAUCGUCACCGAGGUGACGUCAACGCUGCAGGAAUGGGCCUUAUUGUGGAAGCAGCUCUACGUGGUGAGAAGCAGUUUUAUUUUUCAGUCUGCAGCUCUACAUCUUAGUGGAACGUCAAACACCAGCAGCUGCACCUCACGGAGUUUAUAAAUCUA